This is a messenger RNA of Prorocentrum cordatum, 2394 nucleotides long. The record is from the annotation of a GenBank genome assembly. Lineage: Eukaryota; Dinophyceae; Prorocentrales; Prorocentraceae.
AUGGGAUACCCUUUGUUAAGCGCCGCGUGGGGCUACAUAGGCGACAUUGCUACAUUCGACGAUGAUCCAGACGAGUGGUGGUGGGUGGCCAUCAGCUACAUCGCGGCGCAUCUCGAUGCCCAUCUCUAUGUUUUCAUGGGCGCUUGCCUGGCCACGGCACACCGACUCUGCACUGGCCGCCGCCUCUUCGUGCGUUACUCUGGGAAGACGUUGGUCAUAGUCGAUUGCACGGUCAACUACAAGCUGCUCCGCGCCUAUGUUUCCAAGUUGCGUGCGCUCGCAUUCCGCUUUACCACGUUUGGCGUUUUGGGCCAGAACGGCGAGGAUCAUUUCGUUCACGAGAUGACCCACAUGACCACGUCCGAUGUGAUCAUUUUCGCUGGCCGCGCCGACGGUCGCCUCGGGACGCUUGCCUCGAUGGAGGCCGCUAGCAUCAUGUCCUUGCAGCAGGCGCGUUUCAUAGCUGCGAACCCGAACACAGGUGUUGAGAUCGUGUCCGUCGGGCACAACCCGUGGAUGAAGCCCGGCCUCUUCCAGAAGUCUGUCACGUUGUCUUCUGAGCACAGGCCAGCAUUCUAUUCGCAGAAGUUGUUACGCAGUGAGUUUGGUGGACACGUUCCUGCAGACGUGAUGCAUGGGGUUGCCAUGCUCGUCAAGGGGGACUUGAGCGGUGCCAGCACGCGAGGCAACGAGGCUCCGUUCCAGGAUGUGCGGAUUGAAGACAUCCAGCGAAAGAUGAAGUCCCAAACGAUAGAUUUCGAUGAUGCUCAAGUAGUCAUUAGCGAAUUCGUCAAAGAGCACUCGACAGCGCUGGAUAUCGAUCCUGAGGAAUUCGACAUCACGCAGGUUCUCGACGACGACGUUGCAGUGCAUCUGACAGGCUCGCAGGUCCGCAAGGUCAGCAGCUCCAGCAGCUUCCGCGGACACGCUCCGCAAACGGCAUUUGCAGCAGCGAUACAGACGUGCUGCAAGGCGAUGAAGGUGAGCCCCGUCAAAUACUUCGCCCGGGAGCUGGGCCCCGUCAAGCUCUUCGCCCAGAAGGGCACCACCUUGCCUCAGCCUCCCCCUGCGGAGCAGCCGCAGCGCGAGGAUUCGAGGUCUUCGGGCAUGCUUAGCGAUGGGAGCACGACGGCUACGCUAAGCCAGGGUCCCGACCGGGCGGAGACGCUCAGUACCAGAGGACCCAGUCAUAAGAAGAAGAAGCCUGGCGUCUUCAAGUUCACCGCCUCGAACAUCAUGGCGGUGCUCCGCGGUCGCAACAUGGAGAAGAUCAUCGCGCAGAUGCAGCUGGGCCAGCAGAAGAGACUCGCGCUGGCCAGGCACAACAUGGGCGAUGUCGCAGGAAAGGCCUGGGGCCUGAUGAAGGCGUGCUACGAGGAGUGGGCCGACCUCGUGGCGAAGCUGGGCCAGGAGCGCGCCGCCCUGCGCGCGGAGCAGCUGGCCUCCUGCAUGGCCGAGGCGAAUGAGACGCAGCCCCUCGCGCUGCCGCAGCAGGCGGCGUGGCGGACGCAGGAGGAGUUCCGGCAGCGGAAGCGCCAGUGGAUGAUGCACUACAACGCGUUGCCGUUCUCGAUGCCUUACUCGGUCCACCGGUGCUUCGACUUGUGGAGGGAGAACGUGGAGACCAUUAGGGCCCAGACGGCCAUGAUCGACACCCAAACCUCCAUGGCGGGCAGCAUGAAGAGCCUGGCCUCGGUCAGUACGAUGCGCAGCGCCCAGAGCCUCGGCUCGCGCAUGUUCGGCCGGGCCGGUUCGAUGAAGCACAGCCCGGGGAAGACGUACAGCCCGGCGAAAAUAUACAGCCCGAGCAAGACCUACAGCCCGACCAAGGCCGGGAGUCGCAGCCCGGCCUGGGGCAGCUUCACCAGGAAGACUUCGAUGGCAGACCUCGCGGGCACCGGGGGCGUCGUGAUUGGCGAGCAGAGCGGGUCCAGGGCCCGCGUGAAGCAGGGCGCGGGCGGCAAGGACCUCAUCGCCGAGCUCGGCUACAUGGAGGGCAUCUACGAGACGCGCGUCGCCGCCGCGGAGAGGCUGCUCGCCUUCUACGUCCUCUUCCACGCGGCCGUGCGGCCCGUCUCGCGCCUGUGGGGCCUCAGCUUCGACAUGGACCGCAGCGAGUCCCGGCUCCGCGUCGCCUCGACGCCCGCGCCCGUGCCCUUUGUCGAGAGCAUGGACGCCCACGGCCCGGGGCACGACGGGGCGGUUCCCUCGGCCGACCCCGGGGACUCCCCGCGGGCCUCCCACGACGAAGCGGGCUCGUCCAAGGAUGCCCCCGGGGGAGGGGCCUCGGACGAGACGGCCGCGUCCGGGGAGGACCAGGCCGCGGACCGCGCGGGCGCGUCCGAGCCGGACGGGACCGAGAGCUCGGACGAGAGCUGCACACUGGGCAUCUGA